GCCCCGCCCCUUUCCCCGGGUCCUUUGAUCACGCGCCUCCAGCCUCUUCCGGGGCCCGGGAGCCAAGCGAGGGCGUUCCUGUCGGGGCUGCAGCGCCGGGAGGAGACACAGGGAAGACGAUGUCCAGGCUGUAUGUCUGGAGCGACACCAGGGACGAGGAGGACACGUACAGCCUAUACCGUAGCCUGAAGAGUGGGGACUGGAUCAGGACUGAGAUCCAGGAGCCCAGUGGAGGCGCCCUCCCGAGGCACUGCCCAUGCUGACUACACAGUCCUCCAGCUGCUGAUGUCAUGAGUAACACCACAGUGCCCAAUGCCCCCCAGGCCAACAGCGACUCGAUGGUGGGCUAUGUGUUGGGCCCUUUCUUCCUCAUCACCCUGAUUGGGGUGGUGGUGGCUGUGGUAAUGUACGUCCAGAAGAAAAAGCGGGUGGACAGGCUUCGCCAUCACCUGCUCCCCAUGUACAGCUACGACCCCGCUGAGGAGCUGCACGAGGCUGAGCAGGAGCUGCUCUCUGACGUGGGAGACCCGAAGGUGGUGCACGGCUGGCAGAGUGGCUACCAGCACAAGCGGAUGCCCUUGCUGGACGUCAAGACCUGACACCCUCACCUUCAGAACCAUGGGGUCCUGCCGCCUGCUGCUUCCCCUCCCACCUGCCCACCCAGCCCCCUGCUGGGCACUGGGUCUCCAC
Myotis brandtii (Brandt's bat) is the source of this 690-nucleotide messenger RNA. RefSeq lists its product as hypothetical. The transcript is spliced from 6 exons. The record is from RefSeq and is a predicted model, not a curated record. Lineage: Eukaryota; Metazoa; Chordata; Mammalia; Chiroptera; Vespertilionidae. The coding region runs from base 291 to 599 and encodes 102 amino acids.